This is a messenger RNA of Closterium sp. Naga37s-1, 1221 nucleotides long. Lineage: Eukaryota; Viridiplantae; Streptophyta; Zygnematophyceae; Desmidiales; Closteriaceae. The record is from the annotation of a GenBank genome assembly.
AUGGCUCCAGCAGAGACUGACGAUGGUGAGGCUGAUGACGAGCCACCAAAGGAUCCGCCCGCGCGGACAGGCCUGGAUUUUCUGCGAGCGCUACAUGCGGACCCUCCGCCUGUAGGCACUGCAGACCCGUCUGCUUGCAGCAAUGAGAAAGAGCCUGUUCACACUCCGUCUGCUUCUAAUGCCGUCGCGCCAGACAGUGCUCCCGCCACUGUCAGCGUCACAGAGGUCGGUGAGUCAUCGUCUGCAGCAUCGAAGAAGCGGCGUCGCUACGCGCAAGCCGUCCUACUGUUCGGCACGCCCCCUGCGAAACCGACUCCGCCUCCCGCUCCUGUCCAAACUCCGAAGCGUGCGUCCCGUGAACUCACCGACGCCGAGAAGGCUGAGGAGAAGUUUCUAAAGGCGCAGCAGCUAUACAUCACGCAGUGGCUGCCGAGGUUUGACUGGCUGCUGCUUGACAAGAACGAGGAGGGCCUGCCAAUUCUUCGAUGCAGCAUUUGCGUGGAGCAUGGAAAAGACGACGCGAAGUUCGGACGCGAUCUGCAGCUCGGAUCGAUGCGCUGUCACGAGAUGAGCGGCCGCCACGACAAAGCCAUGAAACGGCAGCGGACGCUCAUGGCGGAGAUCGAGAAGCAGAAGCGGAUCGACGAUUUCGCCAACACCGACAAGGAGGGCGCGCGGCUUACACGUCUCAUGCGCGGCGUGGAGUUUAUCUGCGACCAUGAAGCGCCGAUCGCGAUGUUCCCGAAGCUCAUAGGCUUCCUUGCAGAGGAGGGAGUCGAGGACAUCCCGCUCCAUGAAGCCUUGGUGGUCAAGGAUGUUGCGAAGGCUUUCCCCGACCUUAACAUGAUCGAUGCUGCUGUGCGUGCUGUGGGGGAGAUCAUCUGCCGUUCCAACAUUUGGUACGAGAGGUUCAAGGAGCUGCAACAAGAGAUACACAAGACAAACCCCGAACACCAAGGACUGUUCAACGUCAGAUGGCUAUCGCGGGGAGACGCUAUAGCGCGGCUAUGCAGAGUGUUCGGGGCGGCGAUCGUCAUGAUUUUGGAGUACAAGCACAAGAUUGCUGCAACAGUGCAAACGUUCAAAUUCCAUUCCUGUCUGUACUUUCUCGCAGACAUUCUUGCCGUGCAUAACUCCCUCAACCGCUUCUUCCAGCACCGCAAGGCAAGUGUGUUUGCGUACCUGUUUAAGUUUGGUAUUGUCAAAACUUUUUGUGUCUGA